UCAUUUGACAAUUACUCAUCUUUUUCUGUUUUUCUUGUUCUUAUUGGUGUUUUCGUGAGAGAGCAAAAAAGUGAAGUCACACAUUUUUUGUUCAACAAAUACGCCGCGUGAAAAGGACCGCUGUUGCAAAUUUAAUUAAUUAUAAAUAAAUUAAAACAAUAUUAAAAUAUAUAAUUUUUAAAAAUGCAACCCCAAAUUGUGUUACUUAAAGAGGGUACCGAUACCUCCCAAGGCAAACCUCAGUUGAUUUCCAACAUCAAUGCCUGCCAAUCGAUUGUGGAUGCUGUGCGUACCACUCUGGGUCCUCGUGGUAUGGACAAAUUGAUUGUUGACUCUCAGGGUAAGGCAACUAUCUCUAAUGAUGGUGCCACUAUCAUGAAACUUUUGGAAAUUGUUCACCCUGCCGCCAAGACUUUGGUUGAUAUUGCCAAGUCUCAAGAUGCUGAGGUUGGUGAUGGUACCACCUCUGUAGUCUUGUUGGCUGGUGAGAUUCUCAAACAAGUUAAACCAUUUGUUGAAGAAGGUGUACACCCCCGCAUCAUCAUUAAGGCCAUCCGCAAAUCUUUGCAAUUAUGCAUGGACAAAAUCAACGAAAUGGCUGUACACAUUGAGAAACAAUCCAAGGAUGAACAAAAAGCCUUAUUGACCAAAUGUGCUGCCACUGCCAUGUCCUCCAAAUUGAUCCAUCAACAAAAAGACUUCUUCUCCAAGAUGGUGGUAGAUGCUGUGCUUUCAUUGGAUGAAUUGUUGCCUUUGAACAUGAUUGGUAUUAAGAAAGUCACUGGUGGUUCUUUGGAAGAGUCAGAAUUGAUCUCUGGUGUUGCCUUUAAGAAGACUUUCUCAUAUGCCGGUUUCGAAAUGGCACCCAAAAACUACAAGGACUGCAAAAUUGCUUUGCUCAACAUUGAAUUGGAAUUGAAGGCUGAACGUGACAAUGCUGAAGUCCGUGUUGACAAUGUCAAGGAAUACCAAAAGAUUGUCGAUGCCGAAUGGCAAAUUCUUUACAACAAAUUGGCCAAGAUCCAUGAAUCUGGUGCCAAUGUUGUGUUAUCCAAAUUGCCCAUUGGCGAUGUAGCCACCCAGUAUUUUGCUGACCGCGACAUGUUCUGUGCCGGUCGUGUUCCCGAUGAGGAUCUUAAGCGUACCAUGAAAGCUUGCGGCGGUGCUGUUAUGACCACUGCUAAUGAUAUUAACCCUAAUGUUUUGGGUAAAUGUGAUUACUUUGAAGAACGUCAAGUUGGUGGUGAACGUUUCAAUGUUUUCCAAGGCUGCCCCAAUGCCAGAACUUGUACCUUGAUCUUGCGUGGUGGUGCUGAACAAUUUUUGGAAGAAACUGAACGUUCCUUACACGAUGCUAUUAUGAUUGUGCGUCGUACAAUUAAACACGAUUCCGUUGUAGCUGGUGGUGGUGCCAUCGAAAUGGAAUUAUCUAAAAUCUUAAGAGAUUAUUCACGUACAAUUGCCGGCAAAGAACAAUUAUUGAUUGCUGCUAUUGCUAAAGGUUUGGAAGUCAUACCCCGUCAACUUUGCGAUAAUGCCGGUUUUGAUGCCACCAACAUUUUAAAUAAACUCAGACAGAAACAUGCUCAAGGUGGUCAAUGGUAUGGUGUUGACAUCACUAAAGAAGAUAUCGCCGACAAUUUCGUUGAAUGCGUCUGGGAACCCUCAAUCAUUAAAAUUAAUGCCUUAACUGCUGCUGCUGAAGCUGCCUGCAUGAUUCUGUCUGUUGAUGAGACCAUCAAGAGUCCUAAAGCCGGUGAGGCUCCAAUGGCUGGUGCUCCCAUGGGCCGUGGUAUGGGUAGACCCAUGUAAAACUCCAAAUCUAUAAAUUUGUCAUUCUAUUUAACAUUUUUUAAAAACUUAAUGUUCAUUUUUAUUAAUUUUCGUUAAUUUUAUGUUUAAUUUUUUUUUCUUUAAAGAAAACAUACUAAAAUAUUAUCAUUUGAAAUUGUAUUCUAAAGCACUAUCAUCAAACGCAUUUAUUCAUUACUAAA
Messenger RNA from Lucilia sericata (common green bottle fly), 1994 nucleotides. RefSeq names its product T-complex protein 1 subunit eta (gene CCT7). The record is from RefSeq and is a predicted model, not a curated record. The transcript is spliced from 6 exons. Lineage: Eukaryota; Metazoa; Arthropoda; Insecta; Diptera; Calliphoridae. Bases 184 to 1812 code for a protein of 542 amino acids. Gene Ontology annotation, molecular function: ATP hydrolysis activity; ATP-dependent protein folding chaperone; ATP binding. Gene Ontology annotation, biological process: protein folding. Gene Ontology annotation, cellular component: chaperonin-containing T-complex.